Oncorhynchus gorbuscha (pink salmon) is the source of this 6789-nucleotide messenger RNA. It is a transcript of the gene atp10a, whose product is annotated as ATPase phospholipid transporting 10A. Gene Ontology annotation, biological process: phospholipid translocation. The record is from RefSeq and is a predicted model, not a curated record. NCBI's taxonomy places the organism in Eukaryota, Metazoa, Chordata, Actinopteri, Salmoniformes, Salmonidae. Gene Ontology annotation, molecular function: ATP binding; magnesium ion binding; ATP hydrolysis activity. Gene Ontology annotation, cellular component: plasma membrane.
AUGUGUUCUACAACUCACCGACUGAACGGCAAAAGUUAUGUUCUUCACAACUAUGCCCUCUAGCUUUCCGAAGCAUCUCUAAACGACCAAAUGAAAACAUGUUAAUAUUAGAAUGCCUUCGUCUGAAUACGGGACAUCGAGGUAGAUGAUAGUAAAGAAGAGAUUAGCGUGAAAACAGAGAAUAAUACAAUGUCAUUCUGAAGGUAUGGAGCUCCAUAAUUACAUAGGACAUUUUUAUGUUUAAAAAAACGUUUAAAAAAAAAGAAAAGGAAAAGUUUGGGAGAGUUUGAGGCAAAGUAUGGCGCGAGAGAAGAUUGGAGAAACCGAAGUGGUGAACGUGAAGAAACAGAGGAAAAAGACCAAGAAAGAGCACAAAACACGGACUGUUCAUUCUAACAUUUUAUACGAUCGAACCAAAGGCGACGACAACCCAAAUAGACACUAUUCAGACAAUGAGAUUAAAACCACAAAAUAUACUCUUCUCUCUUUUCUGCCGAAAAAUCUGUUCGAGCAGUUCCAUAGGUUUGCCAACGUAUACUUCGUGUUCAUCGCCCUGCUGAAUUUUGUUCCAGUUUGUAAUGCUUUCCAACCACAGCUGGCCCUGGCACCAGUGGUCUUCAUCUUGUCUGUCACUGCCAUCAAAGACCUAUGGGAGGAUUACAGAAGACACAGAUCCGAUAAAGAAAUCAACCACAUGGAUUGUUUGGUCUAUAGCAGGCCAGAGAACCAGUACAUAGAGCGGUUCUGGAAGGAGGCGCGUGUUGGGGAUUUCAUUAGACUGCGCUGUAAUGAGAUCCUGCCUGCAGAUGUUCUACUGCUCAGUUCCAGCGACCCGGACCGCCUGGUCCACAUCGAGACAGCUACCCUGGAUGGAGAGACCAACCUCAAACAGAGACGUGUUGUCUGCAGCUUCCUAGACCUGGAUUGUGAUUUUGACCCCUCCACAUACAACAGUGUCAUAGAAUGUGAGAAGCCUAACAAUGACCUGGCCAGGUUCCGUGGCUACAUUACCCAUCGCAGUGGAAGGAGAGAUGGUCUGUACAAAGACAACUUGCUGCUGAGGGGCUGUACCAUCCGCAAUACAGAGGAGUGUGUGGGGAUCGUCAUCUAUGCAGGUCAUGAGACUAAAGCCAUGCUGAACAACAAUGGCCCGCGCUACAAACGCAGUAAACUGGAGAAACAGAUGAACGUGGACGUGGGCUGGUGUGUCGUCAUCCUAUUGGUCAUGUGCCUGUUCUCUGCUAUCGGUCAUGGCUUGUGGAUGUAUCAGUACGGAGAUAAGAGACCCGUGUUUGAUGUCCUUAGUCCUGAAGGAGCCGAGCUGUCACCUGUGCUGUCUGCCAUCUAUCUCUUCCUCACCAUGAUCAUCGUCUUUCAGGUCCUGAUCCCCGUCUCGCUGUUCGUGUCCAUAGAGAUUGUGAAGAUCUGUCAGGUGUAUUUCAUCCAUCAGGACCAAGACCUGUACGAUGAGGAGACUGACUCUCAUCUGCAGUGUCGAGCUCUGAACAUCACCGAAGACCUUGGGCAGAUGCAGUACAUCUUCUCUGACAAGACCGGAACACUCACAGAGAACAAGAUGGUGUUCAGGAGAUGUACGGUGGCCGGGGUGGAGUAUAGUCAUGAUGCCAACGCGAGGCGUCUGGCCAUGUACCAGGACCUGGUGGACUCAGAGGAGGAGGACUGUACGUCCCACAGUGGCACCUUGCCCAGACGGGACAGCGUCACCAGCAACCAGAGUGCUGCCAAGGUGGUGCUGCGCUCCCAGAGCACCAAGUCCCACCGCAGGACUGGCAGCCGGGCCGAAGCCAAGAGGGCCAGCAUCCUGUCCAAACACACUGCAUUCAGCAGCCCCAUGGAGAAGGACAUCACCCCUGACCCUCAGCUCCUGGAGAAGGUCAACCACUGCAGCAGCCAGAUGACCUUCAAGAGGUUCCACAGCCAGUCCCUCUCUCAGCUGCCCUCUGACCUCACGGACAUCAUCGACUUCUUCAUCGCCCUCACCAUCUGUAACACAGUGGUGGUGUCAUCACCCAAUCAGCCACGGCAGAAGGUGCGGAUGAGGUUUGGGCUAAAGUCCCCAGUGAAGACUAUUGAGGACUUCAUCAAGCGCUUUACCUCCAGCCGUCUCACCUCCAACUCCAACAGCAGCAGCUCUUCCAGCCUCAACCGCUCCUCCCACCGCGAUUGUUCCAGUGUCCUCUCCUCCCCCUCCGCCGAGAGCACCCUGACUAAAUUAGAUGAGGAGCAUCACCUUGGAGGUCCGGUGGGUUUGGAACAUGCCUUCUCCCCCGUCCCUCCUCACACUACAGAGGGAGAGCCCGGGGCCCUAGAGGAAGGAGAGCUCCGCUACGAGGCAGAGUCACCUGACGAGGCUGCCCUGGUGUAUGCGGCGCGUGCCUACAAGUGUUCUCUGGUUGGCCGGCUACCUGAUCAGGUGACGGUGGAGCUACCUGACCUGGGGAAGCUAAGCUUUGAGCUGCUCCACACUCUGGGGUUUGACUCCACCAGAAAGAGGAUGUCUGUGGUGGUGAGACACCCGCUAACAGAUCAGAUCACCGUCUACACUAAAGGAGCUGACUCUGUCAUCAUGGACCUCAUCACACUGCCAUCUACAGAUGAUUCCAAAGGGAAACGCCAAAGAAAGAUCCUAUACAAGACCCAGAAUUACCUGAACCUCUAUGCUGCUGAUGGUCUUCGUACUCUCUGCAUCGCAAAAAAGGUUAUGACUAAGGAGGAGUAUGCUGUCUGGUUGCGACAUCAUCUUGAGGCAGAGACGGCCAUACAGGGAAGAGAAGAGCUGCUGUUUCAGUCUGCUCUGAGACUGGAGAUGAACCUGCAUCUAUUAGGAGCAACGGGUGUAGAGGACCGUCUACAAGAUGGUGUCCCAGAGACCAUUGCGUCGCUGCGGAAGGCAGGGCUCCAGAUCUGGGUUCUGACGGGGGACAAACAGGAGACAGCCAUCAACAUCGCCUAUGCUUGCAAGCUGCUGGAACCGGACGACGAGAUCAUCACACUCAACGCUGACUCUCAGGAGGCGAUGGCAGUCCUUCUAGAGGAGAGUCUACACUACAUCCAGGCUAAGUUCCUGUCCUCGGAUCCUUCCAGAUCCUUUCAGAAAGACUACGCUCCAGCCUACUCCUUCCCCCCUCCUCCUCCCUCCCCCUCCUCCUCCCAGACCCAGUCCUUCCUGGUGCACCGGCUGGGUUUGGUGAUUGACGGGCGGACGCUGGCCUACGCGCUGGACAGCAGCCUAGAUGAGAAGUUCCUGGCGGUGGCGAGGAGCUGUCGGUCAGUCCUCUGCUGUCGCUCCACACCGCUGCAGAAGAGUAUGGUGGUUAAACUGGUCCGGAACAAACUGAAGGUCAUGACACUGGCCAUAGGUGAUGGGGCUAAUGAUGUCAGCAUGAUUCAGGUGGCUGAUGUGGGCGUCGGCAUCUCAGGACAGGAGGGCAUGCAGGCUGUGAUGGCUAGCGACUUUGCCCUACCGCGUUUCCGGAACCUUCAGAAGCUCCUGCUGGUCCAUGGUCACUGGUGUUACUCCAGACUGGCCAACAUGAUACUGUACUUCUUCUACAAGAACGCUAUGUUCGUAGCGCUGAUCUUCUGGUACCAGUUCUACUGUGGUUUCUCUGGGUCAGCCAUGAUAGACCAGUGGUAUCUGAUCUUCUUCAACCUCAUGUUCUCUGCCUUCCCUCAACUCAUCACCGGGACCCUGGAUAAAGAUGUAUCCUCAGAGACCCUCCAAGAACUGCCUCAGCUCUACAUGAACGGACAGAACUCAGAGGAAUACAAGCCAUAUAUGUUCUGGAUGACCAUGAUAGAUGCCUUCUACCAAAGCCUGGUCUGUUACUUUACACCCUCUUUAUUGGCCUAUGCUGACUCUGAUGUGGACUUGUUGACCUGGGGAACCCCCAUCACCACCCUGGCUCUGUUUACUAUACUGAUACACCUGGGCUUGGAGACCAAGACCUGGACGUGGAUGAACUGGGUGUCCAUCACCUUCAGUGUGGGUCUCUUCUUUACUGUGGCUCUGUGUUACAACGCUUCCUGUCCCACAUGCUACUCCCCCUCCAACCCUUACUGGACCAUGCAGAGACUUCUGGGGGAACCGCUCUUCUACCUGCUCUGUGUCAUCACUCCUGUAGCCGCCCUGCUGCCCAGAUACUUCUACAGGGCGUGUCAGAGCUCUCUGUUCCCCACUCCAGUCCAGGUCGGCAGGCAGCUGGACAAACUGCCCAGUGACACCCGUAGAAACAUCCUCAGUCUCAGCCGAGUCCAGGCCGGGUCACUUCUGCAUCUCAGACCGCCCUUCCUGUCUUCACUUUCCUUCACUGGACCCUUGACUAAAGACUGCAGCCACAGUGCCACUUCCACCCAGAACCAGUACAGCUUCACCAGGGGCCAGGCCAAGAGUCCUGAGGGCCGUCUGGACCUGUCCUUACGGGGGGAUGAGGCUGGGAAGGAUCAGGGGAAGAGCUGGGGCUCUGGCAGUCCUGGAGACAGUCAGAGGAGGCUUGAAGAUGAUGAUCAGUACACACUGGCCUCCACAGAGACUGAUACUCUGCCUUAUACCAAAGCAAAAGAAGCUCCUCGGCCUGAGGCAGGGUGUAUGGCUGGAGCAGGGGCUGGGAGUAUGGCAGGGGCUGGGAGUAUGGCAGGGGCUGGGAGUAUGGCAGGGGCUGGGAGUAUGGCAGGGGCUGGGAGUAUGGCUGGAGCAGGGGCUGGGAGUAUGGCUGGAGCAGGGGCUGGGAGUAUGGCAGGGGCAGGGAGUAUGGCUGGAGCCGGGAGUAUGGCUGGAGCAGGGGCUGGGGCUGGGAGUAUGGCUGGAGCCUGGAGUAUGGCUGGAGCAGGGGCUGGGAGUAUGGCUGGAGCAGGGGCUGGGAGUAUGGCUGGAGCAGGGGCCGGGCCUGAUUUCCUUCAGGCUCCUCUCACCCAGGACAAUGACUGUCAGGACAUUACUCUUCUUGAUCCCUCGGACCUAAAUCUGUCCAGCUUUAUCACCUCCACACCCCUUCUGACCACAACCCAGUCAGAGACCAUCCAACUGACUCUGCCCCCUGCUGGUGGUUCCCAGUCUGCAGCCUACAGACGGAACUAUGAGAACCAUGACACUACGCCACACAGACCACAUGACCACAGGCUCCUCCCUCCUACAGACAGACCAGAACACCCCCAGGCCACGCCCACCUGUCCUAAAGAAAACGUGUGGCUCCAAACCACCUCUCUAUGAUGUAUUAUAGCCUUAAUAUCUAUGUAUUGUUCUUCUCAGAUUUACAUGAUAGCUCUAUUGAAUUCUAUUUUUCAAGAGGAUUUAUUUUAUCAAAGUUAUUAUCAUCAUUAUUCAUGUACAUUUAGAUGUUUUAUGUUAUAGGUCCAAUAGCAGCCGCUUUUUCAUCUCCAUAUCAAAUCAUUUCAGGGUAACGAUUAACUACCUUAACUGUGAUUUGUUUUCAAUUAAAAGGGUCAAAAAGAAAAAUAUCAAUUUCUCAAAGCAAGAAUUUAGUCUGGGACUGUCUGGGAGUGGUCUGAGUGGGGAGGGGAAAACUAGAACUCUUUCUUAUUGGUCUGUUAACUAAUUUACCGCAUGGUGAUGUCACCAGGCAGGUCAAAACGACAUCCCACCAAAACAGGCGGAAAUUUAAGGCAGUCUUUUCAAACAGCUUUUACACUAAAAAGGGCAUUAUUAUAAGUUUCACAAUUUCACAGUAUUAUUCCAAUAUCAUAGUAUGGAAAUAUACACUUACCGGACAGUUUAUUAGGUACACCCAUUUAGUACCAAGUCGGACCCCCCUUUGCCUCCAGAACAGCCUGAAUUCUUUGUGGGCAUGGAUUCUAAAAGGUGUUGGAAACAUUCCACAGGGAUGUUAGCCCAUGCUGAGAUGAUGGCAUCGCAUAGUUGCUGCUGAUUGGACGACGGUACGUUCAUGCUGCCAGCGGCCUGUUCCUUCUCAUCCCAAAGAUACUCUAUUGGGUUUGUUCACAUGCUGUGGCGUUCCACCCUUGUUCAAUUGGUAUCAAGGGACCUAAAUGUGUGCAAGCAAAACAUUCCCCACAGCGCCAUCUUGUACCAUUGAGACCAGGCAGGAUGCUGACUCUGCCAUGAGCAUGACGCUACAGAAAUCGUGUUUCGUCGGACCAGGCGAUGUUUCCACUCCUCAAAUUGUCCAGUGUUGUCGCCCACUGGAACCUCUUCCUCUUGUUUUUAUCUGAUGGGAGUAGAACCCGGUGUUGCAAUAGAACCAUCCGUGACAAAGACCGACGCGUUGUGCGUUUCCGAGACGCUGUUCUGCACACCACUGUUGUACUGUGCUGUUAAUGGUCUGUUUGUGGCCCGCCUGUUAGCUUGCACGGUUCUUCUUCGACCUCUCAUCAAGAGCUGUUUUCACCCACAGGACUGUCGCUGACUGGAUUUUUUUGUUUGUCGCACCAUUCUUGGUAAACCCUAGACACUGUCAUGUGUGAAAAGCACAGGAGGGUAACCGUUUCAGAGAUACUGGAUCCGGCGUGCCUGGCACUGACGAUCAUAUCACGCUCAUAGUGUCUUAGGUUGUUUAGCCCAUUCUGACGUAAAAUGCUGCCCGUUGUGUCUGCUGCCGUUGUGUCUGCUGCCGUUGUGUCUGCUGCCGUUGUGUCUGCUGCCGUUGUGUCUGCUGCCGUUGUGUCUGCUGCCGUUGUGUCUGCUGCCGUUGUGUCUGCUGCCCGUGUGUCUGCUGCCGUUGUGUCUGCUGCCGUUGUGUCUGCUGCCGUUGUGUCUGCUGCCGUUGUGUCUGCUGCCGUUGUGUCUACUGC